AUGCAGCACUACGGGGUGAACGGCUACUCGCUGCACGCCAUGAACUCACUCAGCGCCAUGUACAACCUGCACCAGCAGGCGGCCCAGCAGGCCCAGCACGCCCCUGACUACCGGCCUUCAGUGCAUGCGCUUACGCUGGCUGAGCGCCUGGCCGGCUGUACAUUUCAAGACAUCAUCUUGGAGGCCCGUUAUGGCUCCCAGCACCGCAAACAGCGUCGCAGCCGCACAGCAUUCACGGCUCAGCAGCUCGAAGCCCUGGAAAAGACCUUCCAGAAGACUCACUACCCAGAUGUGGUGAUGCGUGAGAGACUGGCCAUGUGCACCAACCUGCCUGAGGCCCGAGUGCAGGUGUGGUUCAAGAACCGCCGGGCUAAGUUCCGGAAGAAGCAACGCAGCCUGCAGAAAGAGCAGCUCCAGAAGCAGAAGGAGGCUGAGGGCUCCCAUGGGGAAGGCAAGACUGAGGCUCCAACCCCAGACACCCCGCUGGACACUGACCAGCCCCCCAGUCUUCCCAGCGGCGACCCCCCUGCUGAGCUUCACCUGAGCCUAUCUGAGCAGUCAGCCAGUGAAUCAGCCCCCGAGGACCUGCCAGACCGUGAGGAAGACCCUCGGGCAGGCACUGAGGACCCCAAAGCUGAGAAGAACCCUGGGGCUGAGAGCAAGGGUCUGGGCUGCAAGAGGGGCAGCCCCAAGGCAGAUUCUCCAGGCAGCCUGGGCAUAGCUCCUGCAGCCCCGGGGGGCAGCCUGCUGGGCCCCUCCCACUCCUACUCCUCGUCCCCGCUGAGCCUCUUCCGUCUGCAGGAGCAAUUCCGCCAGCACAUGGCGGCCACCAACAACCUGGUGCACUACUCAUCCUUUGAAGUGGGAGGCCCAGCCCCUGCGGCUGCGGCUGCGGCCGCGGCGGCUGCUGUGCCCUACCUGGGCGUCAACAUGGCCCCACUGGGCUCUCUGCACUGCCAGUCCUACUACCAGUCCCUGUCAGCAGCCGCUGCUGCCCACCCCGGCGUGUGGGGGUCCCCACUGCUGUCCGCGCCCCCAGCAGGCCUGCCACCUGCCUCAGCUGCCCUGAACAGUAAAACCACGAGCAUCGAGAACCUGCGGCUCAGGGCCAAGCAGCACGCAGCCUCCCUGGGACUCGAUACGCUGCCCAACUGA
Galeopterus variegatus (Sunda flying lemur) is the source of this 1155-nucleotide messenger RNA. RefSeq names its product diencephalon/mesencephalon homeobox 1 (gene DMBX1). Bases 1 to 1155 code for a protein of 384 amino acids. The record is from RefSeq and is a predicted model, not a curated record. Gene Ontology annotation, molecular function: DNA-binding transcription factor activity, RNA polymerase II-specific; RNA polymerase II transcription regulatory region sequence-specific DNA binding. Lineage: Eukaryota; Metazoa; Chordata; Mammalia; Dermoptera; Cynocephalidae. The transcript is spliced from 4 exons. Gene Ontology annotation, biological process: regulation of transcription by RNA polymerase II.